This is a messenger RNA of Lasiodiplodia theobromae, 699 nucleotides long. RefSeq lists its product as uncharacterized. The record is from RefSeq and is a predicted model, not a curated record. The transcript has a single exon. The coding region runs from base 1 to 699 and encodes 232 amino acids. Lineage: Eukaryota; Fungi; Ascomycota; Dothideomycetes; Botryosphaeriales; Botryosphaeriaceae.
AUGCCUCCUCCCAAGCGCCGCAGGGUCGCCGCCGGCAACAACAACAACAACAGCGUCAAAACGCACGCCCAGAUCGCGCUCCCGCACCCUACACCCGAAAGCCCUGUCGUGCCGUGCAACGGCGGCCGCUGCCACUUCCACCGGCUGCGCUGCGGCCACAUCGUCAAGACGCCGCUCACCUUGAUGCCAGCCCUCUGCGCCACCAACUGCGCCACCACAGCCCCGCCCGUCGCCGACAACCCGCAGCACUACAACAACGGCUUCGGCGUCGCGCCCUUCGAGUGCCCCGUCUGCGUCGCCCGCUCCCUCAGCCUCAUCUGGAAGAUGGACGUCGUCAACCUCAAGAAGCAGCUGCCGACGCUGUCGAUGGACGACUUCGCCGACUGGAUCCACCACAACUACAACAGAGCCUGGGAGCAGCGCAAGCGCGUGAGGCUGGACGCGUGGAUGGGCCCGGCGGAGCGUCGCCGCGAGUGCUUCCAGUUGGCGGUCAAGGAGCGCUCGCUUGUUGUCUGGAAGAGGGGCGAGACGCGCGCGCCGUAUGCGAUUGAGGAGUUCAGGCGUGUGUAUGAGCGGAGGGAGGUUAGCGCGUCGUUCUGGGCGCAGCAGUACAAGGAUAACACCAUUGUUGAUGACGAUGGCGAGGCUGAGCCUGGUGUCGUCUAUCAGAGCGUGGAGAAGCCCGGCAUCCACUAUUAA